UGCAAUGCGGUGUUUCCGCGGAAACACGAACCAAAGAAUUAUGAUUCAAAUGCCGUCAAAAACUUUUAAAAAAUGAUAGUGUGUGUAUCUUGGUGGUGCUCGUAAUAAAUUAAUUAUUCCAAUUUUUAACAGUGAUUGUUUUAAUAGUGUUUGUAUCGUAAUGUUGCGGCGAGUCAAUUUUUAUUCAAUAUGUUUCGCGUUCGGUCUCAGUGUUCUCUUAAUCCUAGCUGGAAGUCGGUAUACAGAUAACACAAUUUAUCGUCCAUCCUCUGAGAGCAGAAGGAAUAUAAAAAAUUUUUUGAAAGUCGAGGAUGGAGAAGACCAUUUACUGCCUGUACCUACGAAUCAAUAUGAUGGAUUAGCGGACACAGAAAAGUUGUUAGAAAACACUCGAAACAAAAUCAAAACAGCGCUCAUAAAUUACAAUUUCUCUUAUUCUGGUGUACAAAAAUUGGAAGAUUUACUCAUGGAACAAAAUGGACAACCGCUUAGAAGUGUAAUCGUUUCAACUUGGAGGUCAGGAACAACAUUUCUUGGAGAAGUAUUAAAUGCUAUGCCAGGUAAUUAUUACCAUUAUGAACCUCUUUUAAAAUAUGAGAUUAUACAGAUAAGAGGUCCUCCUCAUGCCGAAAAAGCUGUGAGCACUAUCAAGAAUAUGUUAAAAUGCAACUAUGAUGACAUGGAGGACUACUUCAGCUAUGGCAAAGGACAUGUUUUUCAAUUUAGCCAUAACACAAGACUAUGGGGCCACUGUAGAUAUAAGAGAGAGCUGUGUUUAGAUUCAGAAUUCACAGGAAGGUUUUGUAAAUUGUUUCCCUUCCAGAGUAUGAAACUUGUACGUUUGAGAUUACGUCUCAUUGAAGAGAUUUUGGAGGACAAAGAACUUAAUGUUAAAGUGAUAUUAUUGAUCCGCGAUCCUCGUGGUGUGAUGCAAUCAAGACAACAUCGUGACUUUUGUCAGCCCGCUCCAGACUGCUGGCGGCCGGAGCUCCUAUGUGCUGACAUGAUUAGUGAUUAUGUAGCUGCUGGUAGGCUGCUUCCAAAGUAUCCCGACAGACUAACUGUGCAAAGGUAUGAAGAGCUGGCGCUGAAUCCGAACAUGACCUCGUACAAACUGCUCAACUUCCUAGGUCUGAGUGUAAAUCCGUCAAUAGAAGAAUUCCUGCACUCCCAUACUAAUGUAGAGGCGGGUGGUGUUAGUUCCACCUUUAGGGUUUCCCGUGAUGUGCCUUUCAAAUGGAAAAACGUGUUGGAUUUUGAUUAUGUUGAAGAGAUACAAAUGUCGUGCAAGGAAGCGAUGGACUUAUGGGGUUACGAGUUGGCACAGAAUGCUACACAAAUGGCAAGCAAAGAAUUUAAUCCUCUGAAAUCAUACGAGAUCAUCCCGUGAUAUCACACCCUGUAGAAACAAAUUUUAUACUCGCAAUGAAAAAUGCGUGCUAAUGCAUUAUGCAUAUACGAUGUUCCAUAGUCUUACUUUAUCGCAUUGAAGAUUCGUUGCCUUCUAUGUAGAGUAAGUGAUGCAUUGCUAUUGCAAGAAUCAACACGGUACUU
This is a messenger RNA of Achroia grisella, 1554 nucleotides long. Its product is annotated as carbohydrate sulfotransferase 4-like. The transcript is spliced from 5 exons. Gene Ontology annotation, biological process: N-acetylglucosamine metabolic process; sulfur compound metabolic process. Lineage: Eukaryota; Metazoa; Arthropoda; Insecta; Lepidoptera; Pyralidae. The record is from RefSeq and is a predicted model, not a curated record. Gene Ontology annotation, molecular function: N-acetylglucosamine 6-O-sulfotransferase activity. The coding region runs from base 161 to 1390 and encodes 409 amino acids.